Papilio xuthus (Asian swallowtail) is the source of this 1022-nucleotide messenger RNA. RefSeq names its product charged multivesicular body protein shrub (gene shrb). Lineage: Eukaryota; Metazoa; Arthropoda; Insecta; Lepidoptera; Papilionidae. Bases 235 to 903 code for a protein of 222 amino acids. The record is from RefSeq and is a predicted model, not a curated record. The transcript has 5 exons. Gene Ontology annotation, biological process: vesicle budding from membrane; late endosome to vacuole transport via multivesicular body sorting pathway. Gene Ontology annotation, cellular component: ESCRT III complex; cytoplasmic side of plasma membrane; multivesicular body.
UAAAAUCUUAAUUUAGAUUGUACAAAACUUUUGAGACUAGACUUUGACUUUGACAGAACAGAUAAUAUUUUGAUGUGACCGUGUUUCCUGAUUUCCUCGUUUCUCGCUAUUGCAGGUUGUGGAUGACGCAUACUCUUAUAAAAGCAGUGAAUAAAAGUGAAUAAUUUGUUAUCCCAUAGGUAUCAUUAUUUAGUUUAUUCGUAAUAUAGAUUUGUAGCAUAGUAAGUGAACACAAUGAGUUUUCUUGGUAAGUUAUUCGGUGGGAAGAAGGAAGAAAAAGGACCUACUACGCAUGAAGCGAUACAAAAAUUACGUGAAACUGAGGAGUUAUUGCUCAAAAAGCAAGAGUUUCUGGAAAGAAAGAUCGAGGGAGAAAUCCAGACAGCUAGGAAAAAUGGGACAAAGAACAAAAGAGCUGCCAUUGCUGCUCUUAAACGUAAGAAGAGAUAUGAAAAGCAGUUGACACAGAUUGAUGGCACACUAACACAGAUAGAAGCACAGAGAGAAGCGCUAGAAGGUGCCAACACUAAUGCACAGGUGCUCAACACAAUGAAGGAGGCAGCUAAUGCCAUGAAACUGGCACACAAAGACAUUGAUGUUGACAAGGUGCAUGAUAUAAUGGAUGAUAUUGCCGAGCAGCACGAUAUCUCCCGGGAGAUCACCGAUGCUAUUAGUAACAAUGUCGCCUUCCCCAAUGAUAUUGAUGAGGAUGAGCUGGAGAGAGAACUUGAGGAGUUAGAACAGGAGGAUCUGGACAAGGAGAUGCUGGGCAUCAACGUGCCUACAGACACAUUGCCCGAUGUGCCUGCUGCAGAACUCGUGCAUGACAAGCCUAAGCCAGCACGCACCAAGAAAGACGAGGAAGAUGAAGAAUUGGCAAAGCUCCAGUCUUGGGCCACAUAGACUAACACUGUCUACCCCAAAAGCGAACGCCUUAGUUGUAUGUAUGUGAUAUUUUAAUAACCAAUCGGGAGAGUAUUGAAGCUUUUUACUUUUUAAAUUUAAAACUUAUUAAAAUGUGU